GCAGCUGAUCGUUGAUCCCUCCAACAGCAUCUCUUGUCGCACCAGGCAGUCUUGCCAAAGCCGGGGUCUCCACGAAUAGGUUGCCGUUCGGAACGAUUGACAGGACACAACUGCAUGCACAGAUAUAGGCAGGCAAACUUAGCGAUACCGCCGCAUCUGAUUGCAGCAACGUCCUCUUCAGCCCUACAGCUUUCACCGACAGACACCCCCGCACUCGCCGCCACAGCAGCCUGCCUUCUGACCGCAGCCGGACGCUUCUCACGACAGCUACGCCACCAUGUCGGGCAGCUCACUCAACUUCGUAACGUUCAACCAAGACCACAGCUGUAUUGCUGUCGGCACCACCAAAGGCUUCCGUAUCUACCACACGGAUCCAUUCUCCAAGGUCUUCAAGAGCGAUGAGGGUAGGGUCUCACUCAUCGAGAUGCUCUUCUCGACCUCGCUGGUGGCACUGGUGCUCUCCCCUCGCCAAUUGGUGAUACAAAACACAAAGCGUGGUUCCAUUAUCUGCGAGCUCACCUUCCCGACCGCCGUACUGGCCGUGCGGUUGAACAGGAAACGCCUGGCUGUGGUGCUUGAAGAGGAGAUCUACCUCUAUGAUAUCUCCAACAUGGCCAUGCUGACCACGAUCGCGACAUCGCCGAACCCGAACGGCAUCUUCGCUCUGUCGCCCUCGUCAGAAAACUGCUACAUGACAUACCCACUUCCCAAGCCGCGUGAGGACCAAGGCGAACGGCGACCCGCCCAUGCUCCUCCCCUGUCAGCCCUUGUGCCGCCGACGUCCGGGGAGGUCAUUGUCUAUGACACGGUCGGUCUGAAAGCCGUCAACGUGAUCGAGGCACACCGAUCGCCCCUCUCCUGCGUGGCCCUGAACAGCGACGGCACCCGGCUCGCCACAGCAUCCGAGACUGGCACGAUAAUCCGAGUCUUCUCCGUCCCAGACGGCCAGAAACUCUUCCAGUUCCGCCGCGGAACUAUUCCAUCCAGCAUAUACAGCAUGUCGUUCAACCUCGCCUCCACGCUGCUCUGUGUCUCAUCCGCAUCGGAGACAAUACACAUCUUCCGCCUGGCCAGUCCUAGAAGCAGCACCGGCGCGGGAGGUACCGCUCGCGCGGAAUCCGAAGCCCCAAGCUCGCCCCGCACAAACCGCUGGUCCCGAGCCCGCAGCAUCGACAGCGCCGACUACUCGCCCAGCGGCAGCACGACCGGCUCGUCACCGCGCGGCGGCGAAGGGCCCGAGUAUGCCGUCCCGCCAGCCGCGGGUCCCAGCAGCAACAACGGAGGCAGUGAUGCCGCGGCGCCGUCCAGGGGUCUGCUUGGCAGCAUGCUCCGGCGCUCGUCUCUGAUCGUGGGUCGCAGCGUGGCCGGGGCUGUCGGGUCCUAUCUUCCGCAGUCGGUGACCGAGAUGCUGGAACCGCAGCGCGACUUUGCGAGCAUCAAGAUCCCCCGGCCGACCAACACGCCGGGGGCGAGGAAUAACAUGGCGCGUGGCGCCUCUGCGCCUCUGAAGAGCCUGGUCGCCAUGUGCAGCAAUGCACCGCAGGUCAUCGUCGUGACUAGUGAUGGCGGCUUCUACAUCUAUCAUAUCGACUUGGAGAGGGGUGGUGAGGGAUAUCUCUUGAAGAAGUUCUCUAUCCUCGAUAGCGACGACAAGCUAGAGUCCUCGGCGUACGGUUCAUAGGAGCGGACCGACGCUGAUUGGGAGCGGUAUCGUCUUGAUACAAUCUUUCCGCUAAGGGACCUUGCAGCAGGGGGGGAUCGGCGAAGUGGCGAAGGGAACACA
Messenger RNA from Chaetomium strumarium, 1783 nucleotides. Its product is annotated as WD40-repeat-containing domain protein. The record is from RefSeq and is a predicted model, not a curated record. Gene Ontology annotation, biological process: protein localization to phagophore assembly site; nucleophagy; autophagy of mitochondrion. Bases 278 to 1681 code for a protein of 467 amino acids. The transcript is spliced from 3 exons. Gene Ontology annotation, cellular component: phagophore assembly site membrane; extrinsic component of membrane; fungal-type vacuole membrane. Gene Ontology annotation, molecular function: protein binding; phosphatidylinositol-3-phosphate binding; phosphatidylinositol-3,5-bisphosphate binding. Lineage: Eukaryota; Fungi; Ascomycota; Sordariomycetes; Sordariales; Chaetomiaceae.